AUGGAAUUUUUGCAUCAUUCAUAUUCUAAAACACUGCUCUGGGUUACUGAAAUAAGAUAUAACUUUGUUGGGCGUCUCCUUGGUCCUAGAGGGAACUCUCUUAAACGAGUGGAGGCAAGUACUGAAUGUCAUAUUCUGAUAAGAGGACGGGGUAGCAUCAAAGAUCCUACUCAGGAGGAGAUGAUGAGAGGAAAACCAGGGUAUGAACAUUUAAAUGAACCCCUUCACAUAUUGGUUGAGGCAGAGCUGCCAGUUGAAAUUGUUGAUGCUCGUCUUAUGCAAGCACGUGAGAUCCUUGAAGAUCUGCUCAAGCCUGUGGAUGAAUCCCAGGAUUUCUUCAAGAAGCAUCAGCUGCGAGAGCUUGCAUUGCUUAAUGGCACUCUCCGUGAGGAGGGGUCACACAUGUCUGGUUCAGGGUCCCCCUUCCGCAAUAGCCUUGGUAUGAAGAGAGCGAAGACAAGGGGGUAGACUGAGUUUGUUGUUUGGUUGGCUCUCCUUGUGGAGCCAUAUUCUGUCUGCCUGGGUGGCAAGUUCUAUAUUGGGGGCUGCCAUGCCAUUAUAUGCCCUUACAUGCCAUCGUGGGCAGAGGCACCAAGGCCAUUCCGACCUCAAUUUCUAUCAGAAGUGUGUUUGUUGACAUAAUGCUAUAAGCCAGCCAUUUCGCGUUGUGUGAAGUUUGUUUUACAUGUCUUAACAAGUCGGGGACAAAACAAUAUAUAUUCAUCAUGUUAUGGUAAUAUGCGUUUGUGCCUGCUUUGCA
Molecule: messenger RNA, 760 nt
Organism: Phoenix dactylifera (date palm)
Lineage: Eukaryota; Viridiplantae; Streptophyta; Magnoliopsida; Arecales; Arecaceae
Source: RefSeq, a predicted model, not a curated record